Molecule: messenger RNA, 1554 nt
Organism: Anisakis simplex (herring worm)
Lineage: Eukaryota; Metazoa; Nematoda; Chromadorea; Rhabditida; Anisakidae
Source: the annotation of a GenBank genome assembly
AUGUAUGAUCAUCGAUUUUGUGAUGUUGAUGGAGCAAUAGACUUGAUGAAAGUCGGCACUAAGUUUGCUGUCUCUCUCAGAAGUCGGCGUCGUUCAUCGAGUAGCAGGAGUGGCUCAAGCGGUAGUUCGAGCAGUUCUUUCUCGGAUAGCAGUUCAUCGAAUCAUUCCGGCAGUCAUGCUCGAAAAGCGUUCAGAUCACAUUCUCCAAGCAGAGAUCGAGAGUCAGAGGAUAGUGAUGAAAUACGUGAACGGAGAGCAUUACGUAAACAGAUACGUGAAAAAGAGGCAGCUUAUGCGGAACGUUUACGUAAAUGGGAGGCGCGUGAAAGACGUCAAGCGAAAUUGUACGAAAAAGAUGAGCAACGAGAGAAACAAAGAAGACGUAGCAUGCAAAAAGAGGCAAAAAAACUGAAGCACUUCCUCGAGGAUUACGACGAUGAACGUAACGAUCCCAAGUAUUACAAGAGUUCAUCACUAUUCCAACGGCGAAGAGAUUUCGAGCGUGAACGUGAAGCGGACGCAAAGGAUCGACAACGUGAACAACAGGAAAUCGAAGAGUUGAAGAAACAGAUUUUGGCUGAAAAUGAGAACAUUGAAAAUGCAGAUGAAGAGGCGAGACGCAGACAUCAGGAACAAGAGGAUGCGUUGAUGCGGAAAUUGCGUGCUGAUUCUGGAAGUCCGAACCCACAUCGCCCGCUCGGUCAGAAGCCUUUACCAGUUGAAGAGGAGAAGGAGGAAGAAGACGAGGAAAGUGAGGAUUCUGAAAGUGAUUCCGAGAGUGAAGCGAGUGUAGAGGGUGCUGAGACUACGGCUGAUAAGGCGAAUGCCAACGCCACUGAGAAACCAAGUGCAUGGAAAGCUGGUCAGUUUAUUAUUGUGCGAAUGAAUGUUAAUGUUUUAGUAACCGCAUCCGAAGGAAGUGUGGUCGGUGGAACGUCACCGUCAGUGAGUUUAGUGGCAUCACCGUCAAUGCGAUCCUCAUUAGCUGCAAGUCCAGCGAAUGCCACAGCACUGAUACGACCGGGUAUUGCUGGGAGUACGUCGCAGGAUAGCGUGAUAGGCGUGCAAUCUGCAAACGCAAAGCAGUCAGCGUCGAAACUGAACGGUAUAUUCGGUUUUGAGGAUAAUGAUGAUGAUACGGCGUACAGGAAGGGAAAGAAACUGAAACGAUUUGAAAUCACCGAAGAGGAUCGAAUCCAAGCAAUGACGCCAGAAGAACGUAAGCAGAUGAUCAAAGAUCUCAUCGAGCGUAUCCCAACAGCCAAAGAUGAAUUAUUUUCGUUUCCCAUUCAUUGGAAUUAUGUUGAUAAAUCUUUAGUCGAUCAAAGGGUGAAACCUUGGGUUUCAAAGAAGAUAACUGAUUAUAUUGGGGAAGAAGAAGCGUCAUUGGUGGAUUUUGUAUGUGAAAAAGUUAUCUCGAAAACUGAUCCACAGAAAAUUCUAUCCGACAUUGCUAUGGUAUUAGACGACGAAGCUGAAGUGUUCGUCGUGAAAAUGUGGAGGUUAUUAAUUUAUGAAAGUGAGGCGAGGAAGUUAGGAUUAUCGAAAAAAUGA